CCUAAAACGUUGGGGGCGUGGGUGUUCAACGUCAUUUCCUGGUUUGUUUACGAUUCCCGCCACCUGAAAUCAAGCGAUAAAUUCUAGAAGAUGGUGCCAGAAAAAGAGAGGAAUUGUCUCCGCAGGUUUGUGGUGGAUCAACUGCGCCAUGAAUCAGAUCUAAGCACGCUCACAUUAGGCAUACUGAAGAAGAGGUACCUGGCUCUUGUGAAAUGUGAGCCAUUAAGUCCAGAGGCGAAGAAGUUCAUGAAACAAGUGGUGGAGGAAGAACUUCUGAACAUGCAGGAAAAUGCUGAAAAUGAAAGUGACUCUGAGAUCAAGGGGCCCCAAAACAAACGGAAGAGAGAAACCAAGCAAAAAGAGGUGGAAAGUGAAGAAGAAAAAGACCCCCGAGCAAAAAAAUCUCGUCGUGUUUCAAGCUCCUCAUCAGAUUCAGAGGUUGAAGAGAAAUGCAAAACAGGAAGUCCAAAACAAGCAAAAUCUCACGCUACGGGUGCAGGGAAACGAGUCGGAACAGAUGGGAACGCAAAACAGCCGACCACGAGCGAGGAUGACUCUUCUGAUGAAGAAACGAAGAAGUCAGAACAAAGUGAGAGCGAGAAUAACGAGAGUCCAGAGAAAAUGGCAGAAAAGGAAUCGAACACUCCAAAGACGGAAGGGAGAAGUCCUGAAACGAGUGAUGGGAAGGAAUCGGCGGAGAGUGAUGAGAGUGAAAGUGGUUCAAAUGGGAAGUCGGAACAAAGAGGCGACAACAGGAAGUCGUCCGGCGCUGAAAAUAAGGAAGUCACCGUGGAAAAGAAAACCAACAAUUCAGACUCCGGUUCAUCGUCCUUGUCCUCUCUGGAGGACAAGAGUAAAGGAGCGGCUGAAGAUUCAAAAAGUAAGAAGAAGGUGAAAAGAGAUCAGAGCAGCCAAAAGAAUGACGACAAAGCUGUCGUGCGUCUGAAGCGUUACAUUGCCCUCUGUGGUGUGAGGAGGAAUUACAAGAAACUGCUGAACAGCUGCAGCUCCACCCGCUCCAAGCUGGCUGUUUUAAAGAAGGAGCUUGAAGAUCUCGGCGUUCAUGGAAACCCAACCAUUGAGAAAUGUAAAAAAGUCCGAAUGAAGAGAGAAGAGGCUCAGGAGCUGGCCGAGCUUGAUGUCUGCAACAUCAUCAACACAAAAGGUCGUCCUACUCGCAGAGGAAUGUCAAACAGGCAGGACCCUCCGUCCUCCGGCUACAAGCGUGCUCUGAACUCCGGAUCUGACACGGAAAAAGAGAACAACCCUGACAAAGGACGCAGGAAAAUCUCAGAAUGGGCCAAUCUGCGAGGGAUUAUCAGUGAUGAUGCAGAUAGUGACUAAUAAUAGUUUCCCUUUUGUGUUCUCAGUAAUAACUUUAUUAUGGUUGCUACUUGUUUCUUUUUUUUCCCUUCUGAUAUUAAUCUUUCUGAAUAUUUAAAGUAUAUUUUUUAUCAAAUUAAAGUUGUUUGUGGUUGGAUUUUGAGUUUGUAUGCUGUUACAAGGUUUCAUUGCAAAUAAAUCUUUAAACUGAAAUUGUAUUUUUACUUUAACAUAAAAAUAUUUAUGUUCAGUUCUGGUUUUGUUAAAUCCUAAAAUUGUAAUUUUCAGAGACUGCAAGUUUCAUCUAACAGUGUUCUAAGGAUGCAUCUUGAAAGACCUUGUCAACUCCCUUUGGGCUGUUUUAAUAAACUAAAGAAGUUCAUCAGCAUCUAAGAGUAUACAAAUCUUGAGUCAAUAAUGGUGUGAUUUGUACAAUACAAUAUACUUAGGAGCUCGCAACUAUUUUCUUUCUACAUAAUUUACGGUGUAAUAGAAAAGACGUAUUUUUGAGUGACCGGAAGUGAGGUCAGAACUCAGUAACACGGAACAUUUAGUAGAUGGACCGGUCCCACAUGCAAAUGUGUCUGCCUGCAGUCCGUAAGGAAUGGACGAUGACACGUCUGAUGAGGCCUUCACAGAGCUCAGGAGCAGGAACCUCGGAGGUUGGGGGGUUGCUCAGAUAGCUGUGGGCACUGGGCUUGCUGUAUACGCAAUGUGGGUGGGGAUCCUCCAGCCAGGCUUCAGAAAAGUCCCAUUAAGGCUACAGGUGUGUGUAUGUACGGUGUGUAGAACAUUUUGUUUAGAGUCUGACCUCCUUUUCUUCUCCACUCUAUUUUGUCCAGGUCCCCUACAUUCCUGCCAGCAAAGCUCAAGUACAAAAUGUUAUGACAUUGCUGAGAGGUCGAAAGGGGGAUCUUGUGGAUUUGGGAUCGGGAGACGGUCGCAUUGUAAAUAAGAGUGUAUAAUCAAGAUUGAUGGAGUUUUUCUUUUUAUUAUUUUACAUAUUUAUUAAAAUUGUUGUCAUUUAAUCCCAAAAGGUCUUGGAAGCUUAUCGCCAUGGUUUUAGUCCAGCAGUUGGUUAUGAGCUAAACCCCUGGCUGGUGCGCCUUGCCCGUUUUCACGCCUGGAGAGCAGGUCAUCACGGAAAAGUGUCAUAUAGACGAGAAGAUCUCUGGAAGGUCUGACUUUUACUUUCCUGCUGUAGAUUCAGUAUCACAACCAUCCAGUUGUUUAUUUCAUCUACUAGUUCCAUUUCAUUUUAAGUGUGCUUUCCCAAA
Molecule: messenger RNA, 2600 nt
Organism: Nothobranchius furzeri (turquoise killifish)
Lineage: Eukaryota; Metazoa; Chordata; Actinopteri; Cyprinodontiformes; Nothobranchiidae
Gene: hirip3
Product: HIRA interacting protein 3
Cellular component (GO): nucleus
Source: RefSeq, a predicted model, not a curated record